GCUGACAAGAAUAGACUACAUUAUGCAGUUCAUUUAGUUAACAAGUGAAAUAAUAGGGAAGCGUGCAGAGUGAAUGCCGAGAGAAAAGGCACAAAACCCUAUUGAGAGCUCUCAGCCGCUAGUAGCGUAACCGUCACAUGGGCGCACUGGCUCUCCAACUAUUUAAGCAGGAACAGUUUCUCUUCAGCACCAUUCCGCCAUCCAGCCUUUGGUACACAUCCUGGUACGAGACUGACAAAGAGAAACUUUUACGAACUCUCAGACAUUAGGUGAAGAAACACAGGGCAGCCAAGAUGCCAAGAUCGUUUCUUGUGGAUUCCUUGAUUUUGAGGGAGAACAGCGAAAAAGGAGCCGAGAACAGCCCGCCGUUAUUUCCUUACGCCAUGCAUCCGUCUCAUCCUCUCCACGGUCUCUCCGCCGGCUCAUGCCACUCUCGAAAAGCGGGGUUGCUGUGCUUUUGCCCGCUGUGCGUCACGUCUCAGCUUCACCCGUCGCCUCCAGCUCUCCCACUCAUCAAGGCUUCCUUUCCUGCCUUCGGCUCCCAAUACUGUCACACGGCGCUAUCCAGACAGCACUCCACGUCUAGCGGCAUAAACCUCAACGUCGGCUCGGGGUUAUACCAAGCCACAUACCCAGUUCCAGAUCCACGACAGUUCCACUGCAUAUCCAUAGAGAAUAACAGCAGUCAUCUUCAGAGCAGCAAGCGCAUGCGCACUGCGUUCACCAGUACGCAGCUCCUGGAGUUGGAAAGGGAGUUCACAUCCAACAUGUACCUGUCCAGACUUCGGCGCAUAGAGAUCGCGACUUACCUCAAUCUGUCCGAGAAGCAAGUCAAGAUCUGGUUCCAGAACCGCCGCGUCAAGCACAAAAAAGAAGGCAAAAGCGGCUCCCACAGGACGGGCUCGCACAACUGCAAGUGCUCGUCGUCCCUGUCCUCCGCCCGGUGCUCUGAGGAAGAAGAUGACCUCCCCAUGUCACCUCCGACAUCAGAAAAAGAGGACGCAGAUCUGUCCGUAAGCCCAUGAACUCUAGCGCAUUGCUCAUGACCACCACCUCAAAAGACUCUGUACGCCACACCUGUGGAAUCUUGAAUGCAGCCAAAAAGCGACGGUCUCUGCGUGCGCCGUCACCUGUAAAUAGCGAGAAAGAA
Messenger RNA from Sinocyclocheilus rhinocerous, 1150 nucleotides. Its product is annotated as GS homeobox 1-like. Gene Ontology annotation, biological process: regulation of DNA-templated transcription. The record is from RefSeq and is a predicted model, not a curated record. The transcript is spliced from 2 exons. Gene Ontology annotation, molecular function: DNA-binding transcription factor activity, RNA polymerase II-specific; sequence-specific double-stranded DNA binding. The coding region runs from base 294 to 1025 and encodes 243 amino acids. NCBI's taxonomy places the organism in Eukaryota, Metazoa, Chordata, Actinopteri, Cypriniformes, Cyprinidae. Gene Ontology annotation, cellular component: nucleus.